AAUUAAGUUUUUUUUUUCUUCUCUAGGCCAAAACUAAAUAGUUCGAAGUUCAUUCAAAUUCUAUAGUGCUAGUGAAGUGAGUGAGAAUAACUCGGAAGCAUUGCAUUUUGCUGUGUUUGAAUUGCAGGUGUGUGUGUGAGAGAGAAUGGGUUCUUCAGUAGGAGGCAAUGGCGUGGAGUGGCACGUGCGUCCUCCAAACCCUAAAAACCCAAUCGUCUUCUUCGAUGUCACCAUCGGUAACAUACCCGCCGGUAGAAUCAAAAUGGAACUCUUCGCUGAUAUUGCCCCCAAAACCGCUGAGAAUUUCAGGCAGUUCUGCACGGGGGAGUACAGGAAAGCAGGACUUCCUAUUGGUUACAAGGGUUGUCAAUUUCAUAGAGUGAUUAAGGAUUUUAUGAUUCAGGCUGGUGAUUAUGUAAAGGGUGAUGGUAGUGGAUGUGCUUCAAUCUACGGACUUAAGUUCGACGACGAGAAUUUCACUGCCAAACACACUGGACCUGGUCUUCUAUCAAUGGCAAAUAGCGGACCAAAUACCAAUGGCUGUCAGUUCUUUAUAUCCUGUGCAAAAUGCGACUGGCUGGACAACAAGCAUGUCGUUUUUGGGAGAGUACUUGGAGACGGUCUUUUGGUCGUGAGGAAGAUUGAGAAUGUUGCAACUGGACCCAAUAACCGGCCAAAAUUAGCUUGUGUCAUUGCUGAAUGUGGUGAAAUGUAAAUUUCAAAGUAACUUCGCUAACAAACUAUAAAAUUGAUUGAAUCCCUUAGACACGGGAUUUCUAUACAAAGGAUAUUUCUUUCUGGUUAGUGAAUCUAUAUAUUUGGUCUGUAAGACUGAUAAUUUUGUCAUGAAUUAGUUGAAUAGCACAGCUAAUUGAAUAAUCGUGCAUGGGAAUUA
This is a messenger RNA of Trifolium pratense (red clover), 895 nucleotides long. Its product is annotated as peptidyl-prolyl cis-trans isomerase CYP22. Bases 146 to 715 code for a protein of 189 amino acids. Gene Ontology annotation, biological process: protein folding; protein peptidyl-prolyl isomerization. Lineage: Eukaryota; Viridiplantae; Streptophyta; Magnoliopsida; Fabales; Fabaceae. The transcript has 7 exons. Gene Ontology annotation, cellular component: intracellular membrane-bounded organelle. Gene Ontology annotation, molecular function: peptidyl-prolyl cis-trans isomerase activity. The record is from RefSeq and is a predicted model, not a curated record.